AUGACGUGGGCUGGUCCAUCAAACACGUGGAUCAUGUAAUAGUUACUUCAUUUUUGUUUUUCUAUAUAAGUUAGUCGAGUUUUUGUGUUAAUUAUCAUUCUUUAAAAAACCCGCGGAACUUUUUAUUUGAUCUUCCUAGUGCCGUGUUCAAAGUGAUUCCGCGAAAUUCAAAAUAGCCGUCAGAGAAAGAGAAAGAUAACUAAAUUUUGGAGGGUCAGAGACCAUUUUGCAUUUCGCGGAAAUUACUUUGAACACGGCAUAAUUUUAAUUGAUUUUUCCCUUUCUCUAUUUUUUUUUUGAAUCUUAAUACUUUCAUUUAAUCAAAAAUUUUUUUCUUAAAUUGUUUCUUUGAGUUGCUUCCUAUCACUGCUGUUUUUACAAUGAUAUGGAUCAUCUAACGCUUUGGGAAAAAAGAACUUUGAUACAACAACAUUCUAUUCGCCUGAAUUUGAUUCACAACUGUUUCACUUGCAACUCAUUUUCAAUUUAAUUGUAUUGCUCUCAAUUUCAUCGAAGUAUCGCUGAAUAUUAAAAAAAAUUUUUUUUAGUAACUGGGUAGUAACUAUGGCGGACAUCAAAUCGCCUAUACCUGGCGAUACGAAUGCUACAGGAAAUGCUACAGUUUUCACUUUCCAAGAACAGGUAAUAUUUUCAAUUGAUCGCUGUUGAACAGUAGUAAGGGAAAAUAUUAUUUAAUUUCUGUUUGUUUUUCCAGCUAACUGCUUCGGUGUCUUUAUAUACAAUGUCUUUAAUUUGCAUUGUGAUUGGUGGAAUUCGCUCUGCCAAUUUUGUUCAACGGAUGAUUAGAAAGAAGAGGCCGAUUGAGGUGAGAAUAACAACGUUAGAAAACCUCAAAACGCCAUUUAGAACUCGAUCAGAAUGUCUGAGGCGAAGAAGUUCCCAUUGUCCGCUUCGGCAGUUCUUUUCGGCCUCUACAUUUUCUUCAAGUAGUUUUAGUUCAUUUGUUUAUUUAGAUGGCUCUUUUUUCAGACCAGCUGCUGAACGUUUGAAUUGGGUAGUCACAGCCGCGCAAAAGUUGCAUGUUCCUGAGAAUUAUAUCGAGAAAAUCAACGCAACUAUCACGAAUUUCAUGACACCCGCGGAAGGAGUCGCUCACGAAACCUUGUUCCAAAGGUGCUCUUUUUGCAAAAAAAAAAAAAGAUCAAAAUUGUGUUACUCGGGCAAAACUGAAAAGCUCCCCAAAAGCUUUUCUCAAAAAAAGACCUUGAAAGGGUCCCCAGCAGAUCUUCUUUAUAUCGUUUCACUUCUUUUUUGCAUCUUUUUCACAUCCUCUAACAAAAAGCAUGCUGGAAAGCAACUGAAAAGAUUCGAGAUGAUUCAAAAAGGAUCCUCUGAGGCUAUGAAAAAGGAGCUCAAAAACUUUUUACAUCAUUUUAGGAGCUUUUAAAGGAAGCUUUUUAUCUCACUCUCAGGAUCCUUUAAGGAUCCUCAAAGGAACUUUUCCGUUUUACCUAUGUUAGGAACUUGACACUUACUUCUUUCAGACUCUUGAAGAGACUCCCAUCUAACAUAAACGAGUUCUUGCAAACGUAUCUGGAGAAACUACCAGCGAUCGGAAAAGACGAGUUGAUGAUAAUCUUAACCUUUUUAAUUUGUUUUGAAGGUUUGUUGUAAAAUUUCUGUUUUUUUUUGUAACUUUUCUCAUGAUUCGUUUGAGUUGAAGUUCUAAAAGAAACCAUUUUGAUUGGAACCACCCGAGGCGAAGAUUGUUCUCAGCUUUAUUAUAGUUUUGCAAGGCUUUUUGCGUCUCAAAGUUAGUUUUAAUAAAAAAAGUUUUCACAAAAAUCUUCUUUCAUAAGUUUUUUUGAAACUUUUUGAGUCAUACUACCAUCUUCAAAAAAAUUGCCACGAUAGUUAAUUUAACACCUUACGCAUAUUAGGAAUGAAAAAGAUUCACAGCAAGAAAGCUAGUUAGAAGUUUUUAUUUUAAAGAAAAAAAAUUUUUUCGAAGUACCUUUUUAUAAUUUUUUGAUAUAGUCAAAAAAAAGAAACUGAAAGUCUGAAAAAGUUUUUUUGAGAUGCCACAAAUUAUUUGAAAACUAGUGAUAGUUCAAUCUGUAAAGUUGGGAUGAGUUUAGGUAUCUCCGCCUUGGCCAUUUUGUUGAAGCCAGCUCUCACUUUCCUGCUCAAUCGCCUUCCGUUCGUACCCGAAUGUCUGCGAUUCAACAGACCUUACCUUCUCUCGAUCAAAAAAGGUCUGAAAGAGAUGGAUGAAGGAGACAUGGAAGAGGCAUCGACCAAAGACACGGUAUUCUACCUUACCUCGUACAUCUUCACUUUGAAACAAUUUAAGGAAUACGUUUUCAAACUCGAUUGCGACAGACAUAUUCUGAUUGCCCUUCUUCUCUGUUCUCCGGUUUUGAUCUCUCAUUUGACAUGCCGUCAUUGGAUAACGAACAAUAUCAUCGGAAUCGCGUUCUCUAUCGUCGGAAUCGAAUGUCUCCAUCUGGCUAGCUUCAAGGUAAAUCUUGAAUAUGGUCUUUUGUUUUCUUGAAAUUCGAUGAAUGAAUAAAAAUUCAAUUUCUCCAAAACAGUAUAAAAAAAGAUUUCGUUUUUAGGCAGGCACUUUGCUACUGGCUGGACUGUUUAUCUACGACAUUUUCUGGGUUUUCGCGACAGAUGUGAUGACUUCAGUGGCCAAGGGAAUCAAUGCUCCGAUUCUGCUGCAAUUCCCUCAAGAUAUUUACCGCAACGGAUUUCUAGAGGCUAACAAAUACAGUAUGCUCGGUUGGAAAUGUCCCCCUUUUUAGAAUGAAUAAUUUUCGAGUUCAAGGUUUGGGAGACAUUGUCAUUCCUGGGAUCUUCAUCGCCUUGUUGCGCCGUUUCGACUAUCGCGUGGGAGAACAAGGGUCAGAAGCUAAGAAGGCCAACAAAGGAAGGCGGUAAGAACAAGGCUCGGAACUCAAAAAAAAUCAGUAAUUUGAAUUCCAGUUACUUCUUUGCCAUCACAAUCAUUGCCUACGCCGUCGGCUUGCUUCUCACCAUGUACGUCAUGCAUUAUUUCAAGGUCAGUCUCUCAUUUUUUUAUACUAUACAUUAUACUUUAUAAUUUAUAUAUAUAUAUAUACUUUAUAUAUAAUAUACUUUUUACCUCCGUUUUUUUUAAACAAAUAUCCUAUUUUUUUAUAUCCAUCGUUCAUAUGGUUAUCAGCAUUUUAUUUUAUUAAAAAAAUCACUCGAUUAGAAUAUUCAAGAAAUUUUCUAGAAAGCAGAGUAGAUUACGAACGAAAUACGAGAGAUUUUUACGAGAAAAAGAAAAAAAGAAUUAUUUUUUUCUUUUUUUGAAAUUUUUUUUCGAUUAUCGAAAAAGAACAAUAAUAUUCUUGGUAUAUAUUCAUAUUCCAAAAAAACUUUUUUUCAUACUAUAUGAUGUUUUUUUUAAAAGUUGAUGAAAUUAGAGCACAGAUAGCAGAAAAACCCGGUUGACGCCAAUAUAUUUCAAGAAGCUGACCAAAUAAUUUGAUUUCUUUUUAUUUUUAUUUUUUUCAAUUUUUUUCUCAGCUCUUAAAUGUUUAUCGGGACUCGCUUAUUUAUUUAACGAAAAGACAGGUAAUCAAUUUAGCGAAGAAAUUUCAUAUUUCUGUCUAUUCUCAUGUCCUGAAAUUAUGUUCUGUCCCACCGCUUCCAAGACGCCUUUUUCCGUUCGCUCAUGAAUUCGACUAUCAGAUUCGCGGUCUACGAGCGUAUGGGAUAGAAAGCUCAGUCGUAAUUAAUGUUUGGUAUUAAAACUUUUAGCACUCUGUAGAGACAAGAACUAGACGGUUAAAUCACUUGUGUGCGGAUUGAGAUGAGAGAAUUUGAGGCUGCCCAACCGGCUCUGCUUUAUCUGGUGCCAUGCUGUCUUCUGGUCCCUCUGACGGUGGCCGCAUUGACCGGCGAGCUCUCGGCUCUGUGGAACUACGAUGAAGGUCAUUUGGUGCAAGACGACGACAAGAAGAACGUCGACUCCGCAAAGAAAAAUAACUAA
This is a messenger RNA of Caenorhabditis auriculariae, 3988 nucleotides long. The record is from the annotation of a GenBank genome assembly. Lineage: Eukaryota; Metazoa; Nematoda; Chromadorea; Rhabditida; Rhabditidae.